GUUUUGCUGGGUGCUUCCGAGGCAGUCUCUGCAAUCUUCCGUUAUGCCACACGUGCGGAGUGCAAGUGCUCGCAUUAUGCGUCGGGCGCUGGCUGUUCAAAACGGAUACUGUGUGCAUUUACCUAUUCGUUUGCCCCUGGAUGGUUUGGUGCCACCUACGUGUCUCCCACCACCAGGGCUGGAGCGGGCGACUGCCGAUUUGGUUCUAGAUUAUCUCUUGUUGCGCGAUCCACCUGUUGUUAAACGCAGUUUGGAGGAGGAGGAGGCUGACAUUAAGACUGUUUCGGAGAAUCUUUCUUGCCGUAUGCAGGCUUCUGAAUCGCUGGUUGAUGUUGGAGUGCAGACGGUUGAUGUUGCGGACUUUCAUUGUGAAGUCGGCUGUCAGACAGAUAGUGUCGUUGGGAUGGAGGGAGGAGCUUCAGGAGUUCUUCUUGGGAAAGUGACUGCGGCGGCGGAGGUGGAUCUGGAGGCACCCUCGAGUGCGGAGUCUUCUCCGAACGUGCAGUCUGAUUCUGAUAGCCGCGCCUUGUCAGGAGCGUCCCAGGGGCGUCUGAAUCGUCCCGUCACGCUCAAUGAGGUAUCGAAGGAGUCGCGCCAGAGGACUCGAGGGAGAGAUCGUGACAAGGUCAAGGGGACAACGACGUGCUCUCAGGCCACCAUUGCCGAUGUCAAAGCGUGGAUUGACGCUGUUGCCAGCAUCAACGAGUUGAAUGCGAUCCAGUAUUUAAAGAACGGAAUGGAUUUGUUUGAUAAGCUGGUGACAGAACGUGGGUUCCCUACAAAGAAGGCCCAAAAAGAUUAUGCUCGGAAACUGUAUGAGAUGCUCCAGACUGUGCAAGCGACGCUGGAGGAUCUUCUCGGAUUCUUCGAGGUGCACAGGUUCUUGACAGGACAAAUGAACCGCGCCGAGAUGGCCAAGUUUCUUGAGGUUUCCAAGUGCAGCGAUUACCGAAUAAUAUUCUUCGGACGCCCGAGGAGUUUCGACAAGUUGGGAUGAAGCUAUUCGUGCGCACUUGUAGGCAACUUUCGGUUUAGAACAGCGAAGGCUGUAAUGCUUGUAUCUCACCUGUUCUUGUUUUCCUCACUUUAUCUCUCUGUUUGACCUCUCGCUGGAGCCAUGAUGGCUCUACGGCCCGCUGUGGGCCCCACUGAGCGCUUCAGGUGUGUAAAGGGCAGGAGCCCCUCAUAUUCUUCAGGUGACGUUCUUCCAGGGGUUGUUUCCCCGUCUAAUUCGUUGAUUACUUCACAUGUGACGUUGAGCAUACGCCUCUUGUCAUGCGGCGGGUUGAACAUGCGUAUUUCGGACUGGUUUGAUGUGAAUAAGAGUUUGUGCUCACUCACGCCUUGCCUGUUUGGAUACGUCCGCUCCUUGCUCCGACUAGGCUGGAAAGCCUGCACAGUCGACCGCAAAGUCCGCAAAAGAA
Molecule: messenger RNA, 1424 nt
Organism: Prorocentrum cordatum
Lineage: Eukaryota; Dinophyceae; Prorocentrales; Prorocentraceae
Source: the annotation of a GenBank genome assembly